UCACCUGAAAUACAGGUUAAGUCUUGGGAAAUAUUUCAAAAUCAAUUUAAUUAGUUCUACUUUGAUGGAACAUUCAAAGUUACCACAAAAAGCUUUCAAUACAGGACAACAGGAUCCAAGAGCAUCAAACUCAUUAUAUGGUUACCACGCAGAACCAACUUUUCUGAACAAAGUUGAGAAAAAAAAUACCAGUAUGACCAAAUAUACAGCUGAAGGCACAAGUUCUGCGCAAAGUUUUUCAGCACCAGGAGCCGAAGGUUUGAUUAUCUUUUUUAUCGUUUCUUAUAAGGAACAGUUCAGUAUUAAUUUUUAGCUUGAUGGCAUUUAAUAGUAAGUAGUUUUUAUGUCAACA
This is a messenger RNA of Owenia fusiformis, 352 nucleotides long. NCBI's taxonomy places the organism in Eukaryota, Metazoa, Annelida, Polychaeta, Sabellida, Oweniidae. The record is from the annotation of a GenBank genome assembly.